Molecule: messenger RNA, 1950 nt
Organism: Vollenhovia emeryi
Lineage: Eukaryota; Metazoa; Arthropoda; Insecta; Hymenoptera; Formicidae
Gene: rdgBbeta
Product: cytoplasmic phosphatidylinositol transfer protein 1
Exons: 8
Coding region: 194-1051 (285 amino acids)
Biological process (GO): phospholipid transport
Cellular component (GO): cytoplasm
Molecular function (GO): phosphatidylinositol binding; phosphatidylinositol transfer activity
Source: RefSeq, a predicted model, not a curated record
GACUUUCACGCCGGCAGGUUGCCGACCCGUCCAUCGAUCACCGCGCGAAACGGCGAACUUCACCCCGUCGUCGGGCGAAUUGUUUAUCCUCUACGCAACGUCGCUCGGACGCGGAGGAUCGGCACGAGGUCGGCUGCACUCGGCGAGCGCCUAGCACGCGUAAACGGGCCGCCCCCGGAAGCGACAAUUGAGGAUGGUUCUCACCAAGGAGUAUCGCAUCAGCAUGCCGCUCUCCACGGAAGAGUACCGCAUCGGCCAGCUGUACAUGAUCGCCAGACACAGUCACGAACAGUCCGAUAAUGACGAGGGAGUGGAAGUCGUGGAGAACACCGUCUGCGAGGAUCCUGUUCACGGGACCGGCCAGUAUACCGAGAAAAGAAUCCAUUUGUCCAGCAAACUCCCUUACUGGAUCCAGUCGUUUCUACCACGAAUAUUUUACGUGACGGAAAAAGCUUGGAACUACUUUCCUUUCACUAUCACAGAAUACACCUGUUCCUUUAUACCAAAGUUCCACAUAGAGAUAAACACACGAUACGAGGACAACAAUGGCUCCACAGAAAAUUGCUUAGGACUGUCGCCCAUUGAAUUGAUCCAUCGGCAAGUCGAUUUUGUGGAUAUUGCAUAUGACGAAAUCUCUGCGAAACAUUACAAGGAGGAGGAAGACCCAAAGUACUUCCAAUCGAAAAGAACAGGCCGCGGUCCUCUGGUUGAAGGCUGGAGGGAAACGACGCAACCCAUAAUGUGCUCGUACAAAUUGGUUCACGCCUCGUUCGAAGUCUGGGGCAUGCAAACGCGAGUGGAAGAUUUCAUACAUAGAUGUAUAAGGGACAUUCUACUGCUGGGUCACAGACAGGCCUUCGCCUGGAUCGACGAGUGGUAUGACAUGACCCUGGAAGACGUGCGGCAAUAUGAGCAAAAGAUGCAAGCCGAAACGAAUGAAAAGGUCAGGCUGAAAAAUCAACUAGAUGAGAAACCGCCCGGCACCCCGUCCUCGUCUAUGCCAACCACGCCGAAAUCGCCCACACAGAGAUCGUGGUUUUCCUGGUCGUAGCUACAAUUAGUGCAAUCGAUUUCGGGCUCUGCGGCAGCGUUUUGUCUCUUAGGUUAAUAUCAUACGUAAAUAUACGAGGAAAAUGAAUGGCAUUCUCUAUUGCUCGUGCCCAUUCUUUACCCGUCUCAGAGAAUGCGCAAUCAAUCGUGACAUAUUAUUUAAAUAAAUUUUAUAUUAUUAGCUUAAACGGUGGUCUUAUUGCAGUAAGACUUUCAGUACAAUUCUCCUAAAAAUAUAAGAAAAGUAAUUUUAGAAAUAAAUAUAAGUAAAAAAAUUAGCUUUAAUUUUACGUAAAUUAAAAUUAAGUAAAGCUAAUAACAAUUUAUUAUUAUUAUUCUAGUUUAAGUCAACCUUUUUUUGUGAAAGAAAAAGCGAGGAGAAUUAAAAAAUAAUUAUCAAUAAUGACUUUAAUUUCGUAUAAAAGAAAACAUUAAUAUUGUUUUCAUUAAAGAAAUAUGUCUCUAAUUGAUUGCUGCAUUUUUUGGAAUGUCCUAUAUACAUAGGUGUAGUUCCAUACACGUUCCAUAUGUAGGCUUACCGUGAAACAAUUUUUACUUAUGUACUUUCUUAUUAUAGAGGAAUACACCUGAAACUGUCGUACUCUAAAUACGAUUAUACAGUUAAAUUUUAGGACUGCCUAAAGAAAGUUGGUCUAAGCUCUCUUUGUUCCACAAAAAUGGCAAUAGUUAAGUUUAAAUUAUGAAGUUCAACAGCACACUCUUGUCACACCUUAUACCUGUGAAUAAAUUUCAUCUAUGUUUUGUUCACGCAUUAGUAAUAAAUUAUUUUUACCAUGUAAAAUUCUGUAGCGUAACUUAUUUACAAUGUAUCGAACUUUUAUUUGUAUUUCGAUGUGUAGAGGCACUGGAAAAUGUAUGAAAAUAUAUGUGUUUGCAAAU